This is a messenger RNA of Malania oleifera, 1489 nucleotides long. RefSeq lists its product as uncharacterized. The record is from RefSeq and is a predicted model, not a curated record. The coding region runs from base 156 to 1175 and encodes 339 amino acids. Lineage: Eukaryota; Viridiplantae; Streptophyta; Magnoliopsida; Santalales; Ximeniaceae. The transcript has 4 exons.
CCCUCAGUAGUCAGUAAGCUACGUGUAAGCAGUCUGAAACGGACACCCUCAUUCCCAUCCUGAGCGAGAGAGAGAGAGGGGUAGUGAGAGCGAGAGAUUAAGAGAGAGAGAGAGAGAGAGAGAGAGAGAGAGAGAGAGGAUUGAAGAAGAGAAACAUGAGGAUGCCAUUCAAAGGAGGAAUCGGGGGAGGAAGCGGAAACAGGGGCAUGUUGAGGUCAGUCGGAAGAGGUGUUAGAGCCGGUGUUGGCAGUGUCCAAGACCCUUUCUCCACCUCCACCGCCACCGCCACCGCCACCGCCGCUUCUAGACCCACCCAUCAAAAACCCACUUCCGCCAAUCACCGCCCUCUCUCUUCCACAUCCUCAUUUUCUUCAUCUAACCUUCCCAUCCCUGCCACUUCCUUUGCUCCCGGUAGGCCCUCUCCUCUCUCUCGCUCUGAUGAGUGGGACUGGGAGUGUGUGGACGCCAUUGAGGAUGAAAGAGCAAGUGGGUAUUUCGAUGACUAUGUUUUUGGGUCUCUUCCUUCCAAGGAUGAGGUUGAAACUGCCCUUUCUGCUCUUCGACAGGUUCUUGAACCUUCAUGUGCAGGGUUCAACAAUAAACUUACUAAUACUUCAGACAAGGAUGUGGCAGAUCAGAAAACUGUUCCAACUAGUUUGAUGCAUGUUGCUUCCUCAAUUGGGUCAGAUUCAGAUUCGAAUGAGCCCUCUUGGCAACUGUAUAAUUCAACAAUGUUCCAAACUCAUGGAUCUAGCAGAGUUUAUGAUGCUUUCCAUUUGUUGCAAACCGAGCCAUCUGUUCAGAGAAUGGUCAUUUCAUUAUCAUCGGAUAAGGCUGUUUGGGAUGCUGUUUUGAGCAAUGAGGUGGUAAAAGAGGUCAGAGAGUCAUGCUAUGCAGCUGAAAACAAUUCUCUGAAAAGCCCAGAUGAGAGUUCUAGUGCUUCUAGUCCAGCAAGAAGCAUACUAGGCUUGUUUUUUGACAGCACCAAGGCAAAAGUUACGGACCUAAUUGAGAAAAUUACAAAGCUUGUGAAUCAGCUGUUUCAAUCUCCGGAUGCUGAGAAGGCAACAGGAGGAGCUGCUCCAAAUACCUUUGGGGAAAGGUUGAAAUCUUCAUUCCUGAUCUCUGUCGUGGUCCUGUUGAUUGUGGUUGCGACUCGAGCACGCAGAGCUUGAUCAUCAUUUGACGACAUUACAGCUAGAUUUCCUCAAGUGGGUCAUUUGUAGGAGUGCUGGCUUCCUGUUUGGUUGUAUCAUUGCACAUAUUUUUAUUGAAGUUUGGGAAGGGACUUGUUUUCUCUCUUUUCUGGUUGGGAAAGUAGUGUGCAAGUUGUGUACAGAAGGGUCACUUGAGGACUUUAAUGCAGGCCAUCGCCAGGAUGUUUUGCAUUGCGUGUUCAUGCACAAGUAGAUGGUUUUUUUGUUUUUGUUUUUAACAGGAUAAUUGCAAUUUGAAAAAAAUAUAAUAUUUUUUAAUGCUUUACUUGUUA